UGAGGGGCUCAGCUUGUUGACUGGGACAUACACCACAUAUUAGUACAGCAGAGAGAGCAGGAUUUGGCUUGUAAUUGCAGUGCUGAAGACCCGAGAAUGCAUUUACUAAUUAGCAACUACACGAGGGUUUGACAUAAGGUCUUUGUUAAGGGUUGUUGCAUCUGCUGGAACUCACAGACCUGACUGUAGACCACCAGAGCCCCUGCAGUAGAAGGCUGUGGGAGUACUAACCGGGGUAAAUUCCAACAGAAUGAACUUCCAGACUCUGUUCAAGUAACUGACAUUUCAGCCUCAAAAGACACUGUCAAAGUUGGAGGCUCCCAGGUUCCUUUCUAUUCUAAAUCUUUGUGCGACAGCAGUGGUUUUCUGAUGCAGUAAGCUUUGGUUUCCCUUUCUUUUCUUUCUAAAGAAACUCUGGAGGAGAGAGGAGUUCCAUAGACAUGAACUAUGACCCCUUGGAAGACCUUCCUGAGUAACAAACCAGCUUGCCGGCAUGUUUGACAGUUCCCUUUUCUAGAUUGAAGUUAACGUUGUAAAAGUAGUGGUUACUUUUUGGCAUUGAUAGGAGUAAGGAAAUCUUUGGAUAAACAGAAUAAGCAUGGUUCUUGAUGUUUUUGCUCUAGACAGAAAGCAGUAGCAUGUAUAUUGUGUUUGAACCCAAACUGACUCCCAUUACUGUCCUGCAGGACUGGUGGAAGUACACAGCGGUCUCUAUGCUCUCUCAUCCAGUGUUCAAAAAUAGACCAGUUGAACUCUGGGACUUUCAAUUUUGUGGAAUUUCCUGCAAAAUACCAAGAGCUAUAUGAGGGUUUGGCUAUAAUAUGUGAGGUUUCUGUUCCAGUGCCGGUUCUUGGGACAAGUAAAGACAUGACUCUUAGCCGAAGACUUGAGUCACCAAGCUGCCAUGCCGGCUGACUGCUGAUGUCCCCCUCUGUGUGCAGCUGGGCUGUGCUGGUGACACCCACGGUGAGCACAGUGUGAGUUGCUGCUGAAAGGGCAGAGGAGGUGCCCCCUUUGGCUUCGUAUCGCAGGGUGCCUGUUGUGUCCACUUAUCUGUGAGAAAAGAUGGAUGAUUUCAGUAGGUCCUGGAGAAGCUUGUCACAUCUGAUUGUAAUCACAGCUGGAGUUCCAUUCCCAGACUGAUGUGUUCAUCGGUGACUUCAGAAACCACAUUCAGCCGUGCUUAGCUGUGCUUGUGGGGUAUUCUAACAACAACCGGACUUCUCUCUGCUGCUUCCAGCUGGCCAUCUUUCCUCAUCCCUCCAAGCAUCGUGAAAGAAUUCUUUACAUCCUUAAUCUCCUCUCUAUUUCUCCCCCAAAGAGUGCUUUGAUGCUCCAUGAGGGAAGGCAUGGAAGUAGACCAUUGGGGUUCCCGGAGAUGGACUCUCACCAUGCUCAGCGAGCAUGAGGGUCUCUAGUGCCAUUCACUUGUAUAAUUCUACAGCAUACACCCACCAAGGGCCUUCUGUGUCCCCCAACUUGAGUAGACACUGAUGUACUGGGGCAGGUGGAACCAGAUUCAGGUGAAGGACUAAUUCAGGCUUUCUCCCAGCAGCUGCUCCAGGAGUCUGCUUUGGGGAUGUUGGGGCAUGAGCCCAGAAGGCAUUAGGGCCCAUAUGACCAAAGGAGGCAGUAGGAGGUACAGGAGGAGCUGAUCCCUGGGGGACAGAAUGUAAAGUGGGACGAUGAGGCUAAAGUUUGAAUCUUGGGGCUAUGAGUUGAAGUGAUUCUUAACGCUUCACUGUUGAUGAUUUUAAAUACAGAAAUUGAAUAAAUAGGAUGUUUUUCCUAGUUUAGUGUAUUGGUUGCCUACAAGAGUGUUUUCCUACCAGGAAUAGUAACAUACACUUGUUCUAGAAUGCCUGAGACUACAGAGCUAUUUUGGUGGUUACUUGCUUUUCUUAGAGCUCAAGAAUUUAUGUUUUCGGGAAUGUGACUAGUUUAGCCACUAAAGGUUUAAUACAAUGGAGGGCUACCCAGAUCCCUCUGUCUAGAUUUGCCUUGGAAGCCAAAGGGAUUAGAAGAAGGAAAGCAAAGAGAAUAAGUUAAUCCCAAGAAUUGAACAGAGCAAAAACCCUAUGGCUCUUGUACUUAAAAUAUCUUGGCCCCACAGGCUCAUCUCCUAUGCUCUGUUCAGGAGGGUCAUAUAUACACAUUACAGGCUUCCUAUAAGGUAGGGCUGGGAGUGGAUGACCUUCUCUUUUCCUCCUUUUUCUUGUGUUCUAGCCCCAAACCCAUCGACAUCUUUUCUGUCUAUCCUGAUGUUUCUGGUCCUGUGCCCCAAUGUAUGCUCUUGGCUCUUAGAACCUCAGAAUAGUUUGCUUUUUCCUCUUAUAUGAUGCUUAACUUAGUCUUAACACAUUAUUAAGGGAUUUUGUGGGUACUUCUUUUUUUUUUUUUAAGAUUUUAUUUGUUAUUUGAGAGAGGGAGAGAAUGAGCAGUGGGGAGGGGCAGAGGGAGAGACAGAGAGAAAAGCAGGCUCCUGAGGGGCUGAGCAGGAAGCCCGAUGCGGGGCUCGAUCCCAGGACCCAGAGAUCAUGACCUGAGCCAAAGGCACACGCCUAACCAACUGAGCCACCCAGGUGUCCCCCAUAUGUGGAUUCUUCUUGAGAGAGAAAUUACUUUUUUCUGCUCUAGCUCUGGUAUCUCCCAGAUUCAGCUUGGAGCUUCACAGUUCCUGUGUACUUGUAUCCCUUUCGCUGAUCUGAGGUGCAUAGUCUCCCUGGGAAGACAGGAUCUCAGCACAGGAAGUAUUUGACUCUGGGGACCUGCAGGCUAGUAACGCACUAUGACACCCAAGAAUUAUGUCAUAAAGCGGGAGUUCCUUUUGUGGGCCCUGGUCUGUGGCCUCUUGGAAUCUAGAUGCCAAGGAAAUCCCUAAACAGAGAUUUUCUGUUUGGAUGAUCAGAGCAAGGAAUAAAGAUUGGGAAUUUGGAUAAUGUCUCAACAGUUUCAUUACCAGAAUGAUACAAGAGUCAUUUCGAGCUCGCUGUUGGAUAAUUCUUCAGCAGAGUUCUGUGCAAGAUUCAGGAAAUUUCAGAGGAGAGAUACUCAGUGCCAGGCAUUUGUGAAGAGAGUCAUAAUGAGUCGUCUCUUUAAGAUAAUUAUGAUUAGCACCGUCUCCCUGAAUGCCUUUUUUGUGGUCUUGUGGACUGAUUAUAAUACAAAAUACAACUUGUUCAGACUUUUUGAGGUCUCCGAGCUGAUCUUUGUGUCCAUCUAUAGCUCUGAGUUCUGCAUGAAGCUCUAUGUGGACCCCAUCAACUACUGGAAGGAUGGCUACAACCUGCUGGAUGUCAUCAUUAUCGUCACUAUCUUCAUCCCCUAUGGGCUGCACAGAUUCAAGGGCAAGCACUACCCCUACCUCAACAUUGCUGACGGCAUGCAGUCCCUGCGCAUCCUCAAGCUCAUCACCUACAGCCGUGGCAUCCGGACCCUCAUCACUGCUGUGGGGCAGACAGCCUACAUCGUGGCCUCCGUGCUCAUCCUGUUCUUCGUCCUCAUGUUCAUCUUCGCUAUCUUGGGCUUCUGCCUAUUUGGAACUCCAGACAGGGGUGACCUGAAUAACUGGGGGAACCUGGCUGUGGCCUUCUUCACUCUCUUCAGCUUGGCCACGGUCGAUGGCUGGACAGACCUGCAGGAGCAGUUGGACAAUCGCAACUUGGCUCUCAGCCGGACGUUCACCAUCAUCUUCAUCUUGCUUGCCACCUUCAUCUUCCUCAGUAUGUUCGUGGGUGUGAUGAUCAUUCACACUGAGGCCUCCUUUAAGAAGUUCAAGCUGGACCUGAUGGCCGAGAGGCACAUGGCGCUCAUGGGAGAGAAGCAGGUGAUUCUGAGGCGGCAGCAGGAAGAGGUCAGCAGGCUGAUGCAGAUGCAGAAAAAUGCUGACUACAAAAGUUUCAGUGAGCUGGUGGAGAACUUCAAGAGGACCCUGCAGCACACUGACCCCAUGGUCCUGGAUGAUUUCGGCACCAGCCUGCCCUUCAUCGAUGUCUACUUGUCCACUCUGGACAACCAGGACGCUACGAUCUACAAGCUUCAGGAGCUGUACUACGAGAUCGCACAUGUGUUGAGCCUGAUGCUCGAAGACUUGCCGCAGAAGAAACGGUCCCAGACCUCCGAAAACUCUGAAGAGACAUAGGGGACGUGGGCACCCAGACACCAAGGGGUCUUACAGGCUGUGACAGGCCCUCGUUCAACAAAGGCUUUUUGAACUGCCCUCUCUGAGUUGCUUAAGCUCAUGGUACUGCCCUGCCGCAGGGGGUUGGGCCCCGGUAGGCACCCAUAAAGUCCAAUUGCCCGGUCUGUUCCCCCCUCGGCUUGGGGGGUGGGGAGAGGAUGCUCAGGACUUGCCCUUGGCCAGACAGCUCAUCCAGGGGCCACACUGGCUCUCUCCUCUCUUGACCUCAGCAGCAAGGACUCAUUGGGCUCCUGGGAAAGCCAUCGGAGGACCCCAGACCAAGAAGGGCCUCCAGUAGCCCCCUACAUGAGCCACGGUGGCUCUUUGUGGGUGCCCCACAGCAGGAAGAGUAGCAUUUCUCUCUAUGCACCUACUCCCGUGACGACCCUUGUUUGGAAGUUGGCUCUGUUUUUCUCUAGGCUCACGGUGGUUGUGAUCCCUCAGUGGGUGCAGGGGGGACCUCCCAGAGGGGUCAGAGGAGCAGCAGUAUUGGGUUGUUGCCCCUUGUAUGGUCAGUUAGGACUUUUCACUUGAAAGGUGGCCUCUUCUUUGUCCCUCCUGGCCACAUGACUAGCAGAGUUGCCGCACUCCUGACGCUCCCUUGAUCCAGCCGUGAUGGAAUUUUCUGAAGGCACAGGUGAGGCAGGGUUGGCUGACACCCCUUGUCCCUGACUGGCCAGGCUGGAGGGCCUGUGGUGCCCCUCUGCUCCCAUUGCUGGGGGCUGUUCUCGAGGCCCGUUACUUUAGCAGGCCCUGUCUGACAGAGGGAGAAGGGAGUCCUGGGCAGAGCUGGGGUGGGACACCAGCAUAUACAGUUGAGGGAAAAAAGCCCCAGACCCACUGGGCAGUUGGGUCAGUGGAAAACACAUGGGAUAAAACGGAGAGCGGUUGGAUGAAGGGCCCCCUGCAUGGACCCGUGGUCUGUGGGCAUGGGUGACAGCUCCUCCAAGGCCAUGGAACAAGUGCACUUGGAAACCUUUCCUCGUGGUUUUGUUCAUGCAUCCGACUACUAUUUACUGAGCUGUGCCAGGUGCUGCAGUGCUGUCAUGAAAAAACCCACAGUCCAGUCCUGGUCCUCUUGGGGGCCUCGGUAAUCAGUAAUCCAGCCAGACUGGAUGAGAGACAUUUCCUUGAGUAAGUGAUGGUUGUUUGCCUGCAGAGAGCAUGCGUCUUCUAAGAGAGUCAAAUCAUUGCUAUUUGUAAAUGUUCACACUCCCAUCGUGUAAAGAUGUGGAAGAGGCUUGCCUUGAAGAGUGAGACCUGUCACCAUGCUAUUGGGGAGCCCUCUGAGGGCG
Messenger RNA from Mustela lutreola (European mink), 5475 nucleotides. RefSeq names its product cation channel sperm associated 3 (gene CATSPER3). Gene Ontology annotation, biological process: transmembrane transport; monoatomic ion transport. Gene Ontology annotation, cellular component: membrane. The transcript has 8 exons. The record is from RefSeq and is a predicted model, not a curated record. The coding region runs from base 2939 to 4141 and encodes 400 amino acids. Gene Ontology annotation, molecular function: monoatomic ion channel activity. Lineage: Eukaryota; Metazoa; Chordata; Mammalia; Carnivora; Mustelidae.